Messenger RNA from Arabis nemorensis, 2193 nucleotides. The record is from the annotation of a GenBank genome assembly. NCBI's taxonomy places the organism in Eukaryota, Viridiplantae, Streptophyta, Magnoliopsida, Brassicales, Brassicaceae.
AUGCGUGUGAAGGAGUUACAUCCUCUCUGUUGUAUAACUCUAGAGAGUCCACUCGGUUCGUCGGAGGUGACGAAUUUGACUAGGUCGAGGAGUCUUCCGGCGACAACGACUACCGGUGGAUCUGACCGGAAAAAGGUGAGAUCGGAGACGGAAACGGUGGCUGGGAUAUUGUACAAGUGGACUAAUUUUGGUAAAGGAUGGAGAUCUAGAUGGUUCCUUCUCCGUAAUGGAAUCUUAUCUUAUUCUAAGAUCCGUCGACCGGAGAAUUUGAAUCUGAUUUCUAAUUCCGAUGAUGUGAAACUAAUCGGAGAUAUUUCGAAUAAUCGUUUAACGAGGAUGGAUAGUUGUAGUGGUCGUCGGAAACACCAGAAAACCGUCGGCAUUGUUCAUCUUAAGGUUUCGUCUUUCAGAGAAAGCAAGUCCGAUGAUAGAAAGUUCUAUAUAUUUACAGCAACCAAGACUCUUCAUCUUAGGACUGAUUCUAUAAGUGAUAGAGCAGCUUGGUUACAAGCUUUAGCUUCUACAAAAUGCAUUUUUCCUCUCCGGUCGCUUAACGGGGAUUUCUCCUUCUUGCCGCCAAAGGAUUUGUCCGUAUCCGCUGAGAAGCUAAAGAAACGGUUGAACGAAGAGGGAAUGAGCGAGAAUCUUGUGAAAGAUUGCGAACAGAUCGUGCUAGCAGAAUUUUCUGAAAUGCAUGGACAAAUUAAGCUUCUUCAUGAAGAAAGGACGAAUUUGCUUGACGCAUUGAGGCAGCUGGAGGCAGCUAAUCUCGAAGCUGGAGCAUCAGGGAUCGAUGACAAUGUCUACCAAUUAACAAAGCAUGAAUUUUCAAGCCUAGGACGUGGAAAGUAUAGUGAAUGCAGCACAACUGCUUCAUCUGAUGACAAACAAGAGUUUGAGGAUGUGUCUGAGGAGGAUGAGCCUUCUUUCCAUGACACAAAGGAGUACUUCAAUGAAUCUAAUGUCGGUUCGGGAUCCAAUCUAUCUAAUUCUUGUUACACAGAUAUCAAGAGAAGAACGAAACUUCCUGAUCCAGCUGAAAAAGAGAAAGGUGUCAGUCUUUGGUCUAUGAUCAAAGACAACGUUGGAAAAGAUCUCACCCGAGUUUGUCUCCCGGUGUAUUUCAAUGAACCAAUAUCAUCCCUCCAAAAGUGCUUUGAAGACAUGGAGUACUCUUAUCUUCUGGACCGAGCAUACGAAUAUGGAAAAUCUGGGAACGGUCUCCUAAGAGCCUUGAAUGUUGCUGCUUUCGCGGUCUCUGGAUAUGCUUCUACUGAAGGCCGGCACUGUAAGCCCUUUAACCCUUUGCUUGGAGAAACCUAUGAAGCCGACUUUCCUGAAAAGGGAAUUCGUUUCUUCUCCGAGAAGGUCAGCCACCAUCCAACUGUUAUCGCCUGCCACUGUGAAGGUAAAGGGUGGAAGUUUUGGGGUGACACUAACCUCAGGUCAAAGUUUUGGGGGAGAUCGAUUCAAGUCGAACCUGUCGGGGUUUUGACUCUGGAGUUUGAUGAUGGAGAAGUAUUUCAGUGGAGCAAGGUCACAUCAACUAUAUACAAUAUCAUAUUAGGUAAACUUUACUGUGAUCAUCAUGGGGUGAUGCAAAUCCGUGGGAACCACCAAUAUUCUUGUACGCUUAAGUUUAAGGAGCAAUCCAUUCUUGAGAGAAAUCCUCACCAGGUAAAUGGUUUUGUAGAAGACAUAGUUGGGCAAAAAGCUGCAACGGUAUUUGGUAAAUGGGAUGAUAGCCUUUACUAUGUCGCCGGUGAUGGAAUUAGCAAGACGAAAGUUAGUGAUCCCGCAUCAAAUGCCUCGUUAUUGUGGAAAAGUACCAAACCACCGCCUAAUGUCACUAGAUACAACUUAACUUCAUUUGCGAUUACUCUGAACGAGCUAACACCUGGUUUGCAGGAGAUACUUCCUCCCACAGACUCUAGGCUCAGACCAGAUCAACGGCAUCUCGAGAAUGGUGAAUAUGAGAAGGCGAACUUAGAAAAACAACGGUUAGAAAGAAGACAAAGAAUAUCGCGGAAACUUCAGGAAAGCGGGUGGAGACCGAGGUGGUUCGAUAGACAAGGAGAUAGUGAAACCUUCAAAUACGCGGGGGGUUACUGGGAAGCACGAGGACAGAGGAAUUGGGAUGAUUGCCCCGACAUCUUUGGGGAGUUCACAGAAGAGCUAGCAGAUUCUGCUUAA